Molecule: messenger RNA, 2060 nt
Organism: Microplitis mediator
Lineage: Eukaryota; Metazoa; Arthropoda; Insecta; Hymenoptera; Braconidae
Gene: Reg-5
Product: rhythmically expressed gene 5 protein
Exons: 4
Coding region: 161-967 (268 amino acids)
Source: RefSeq, a predicted model, not a curated record
ACUUCUGCUCAGUUUGUAUCCAACUGUCGUAAUGAUGAAAUUAUGAUUAUUAUUAUUGUUCUCUAAACAAUUAAAUAUCGAUUAUUAAUUUUUCAAAUUACUUAUAUUUAUUUGUGUGAGUGAAUCAAUUGCUGUGUUUAUUAUUUAUUGUGUAUUUAAAAUGUAUUAUUGUAAAAAUAUUAUUAUUUUGGUCCUAGUGACUAUUUUGAUGAUUCAAAAUAAUCCGAUUAAUGGAUCGGCAAUUCCUAUGUGGGAAUUUUUGUCAAAAAAUGAAAAAAUGAGUCAUCUGUACCGACUAUUCAGCAAAGAAGUCGCUAGUUAUUGUGACGGUUCACCGAAACCCGAUUGUACGAAAAACAAUCUUGUUUCUGGGUUACAAAAAUUGACGAGUAUGGAUGAAAAUCAAUUAGAUGAACUUGAUCCAUAUCAACGGAAUGCUGUCUAUAAAAUUUGGCGCGCAUUGGUAGGAGAAAAUCAAUUUAAUUCAAAUGAUCGAUUUGAUUUAACGGAUCCGUAUACUGAAGCUGAUCCUUUAGCAACCAGUGACAAUGAUGCAAAUGAUCUAGGCGAAGAAUCAUCUGUUAUGAAUGAUUACGUAAGACCAAUAGACAAUGGUCCUUAUUUGGUGGGACCAAUGGUGAUACGCGUAUUACCUGACGGUCGUCCAGUACCAGGUGAUGACAAAAGACCAUUGCCACAUGAUGAAGAUCUCGAUGAUUUACAAAAUUAUCGGGUACCAUUAAUAUCGGAAUUACAAUCUCAUAAUAAUAGAUUGUCAUCGUAUAAUAACAAAAAAUUAUACAAUUCAAAUAUAAAUUCGUUACCCACAUCAGCAUCUCCAGUUUCUAAAGUACGAUAUUUAACUACUCCACACAAUUAUUAUUAUCGCAAUCCGUUUUUUUAUAAUAGCAAUAAUAUAAACCGACAACCCGAAUUAUUACGAAAAAAUAACUAUCGAUUUUAUUAAAAUUCAUAAUUUAAAUAAAUAUAUUUUUCGUUAUAAAUAAAUAAUAUCAAGAAAAAAAAAACGAAAUUGACGAUUGGUCCAUCAUAAUAAAUUUCAACACGAUAAAUGUGCCAGAUAAAUAAUUUUAAAAAAUCAGUUAAAUCAUACGACCAUGAUCAGAAUCAUUUAAAAUAUAUUACGUUUAUUUAUUUAUUAUAUAUAUAUUUUUUUUAAUUAAAAAUAAAUUCAUUAAUUAUUUAUAAUUUGAAUAAGUAAUUAAUAGGAUCUUAUACAUCUUGUGGAAUCGGUAUUAUACUAGAUGUCGCUAGAUGUAUACAAUAGUUUAUGUAAUGAACGCACGGAAAAAAACGCCAUUAAAUGUCUGAAGUCAGCGUCAUGCAGUCGGAGUUAUAAAAAUAAUUUACUGCAUUAUUAUUAAAAAAAAUUUAUACUUUAUGGAAUUUGAUAAUUUGGUUAAAACUAUUCACGUAUCAAUUAAUAGAAAUAUGUAAGGUUAUAAAAUUUAGCUGACGUUGUAUUGAUCUACGCAUGCGUGCGCUGAUUGAUUAAACGCGCAUGCGCAGUCCAGAGAUUUUGGUCAUUUUAAGAAGCAGCUAAAUUCAGAGCGACAUCACAAAAGAGGGGGGUAAUAGAUUUGUUAGUGGCUUGAAUCAUUGAGUAGGGAUAUGCUCCGCCCAUUUACUCUAGAAUUUCAUGAUUUAAUAUAAAAAGUAGUGAUUUAAUAUAUUUUAAAUCACACUUUUGACCAAUCGAGACUGACUUCAGUCGUUCAGGGGCGUAUUCUUCGGGCUUGAGUUACAUGGAAAAUUAAAUCGGUAAUUUUUAGUCUUUUUUUCAAGAUAAAAAUUUUUUAAAUCAACAAUUAAAUUUAUCGUUGCUAUAAUUAAUUAUUUUUAUACGCGUAAUUAUUGUAAUCAUAAGAUUCACUGUAAAUAAUCAUUUAUCACCAAACAUUUAUCAUUGUAAUUAUUAUUAAAUUUAAAUAAUGUGAUUUUGUGUUGAGGCUAAUUGAUAAGGUUAUAAAUUUAUAAUUAAAAAAAUUGUUUUUAAUUAUUGAAAUUUAAAUACAUUAUUUAUAGUGUGGAAGAUUUUU